AUGUUCCCAACAUCAAUAAAUUCAACAGGAGAAACAAAUGAUAGAAUAUCAGUUAUUGUUUCAUCAUUUCCAAUAUCAACAACAACAAUUGAUAAUAAAAUAAAUAAUAAUUUAAUUGGAACAUCACUAUGUUUACAAAAAGAUAAAUUAAAAUUAAUUGCAAAAAAAAAAGAAGCUACAACACAACACAUCAAUAUUAAAAAAAAACAUAGAUUAAAAUCAAUAUUAACAAUACAAAAUGAACAAAGAUUAUCAACAAAUAAUAAUAAUCAUAUUGAUGAUGAAAAUCUUUAA
Molecule: messenger RNA, 294 nt
Organism: Rotaria sordida
Lineage: Eukaryota; Metazoa; Rotifera; Eurotatoria; Philodinida; Philodinidae
Source: the annotation of a GenBank genome assembly